AUGGUGGAGGACAUCGGAGGCGGAGGGCAGUGCCGGGCUGGCCCACUAGACACUGAACCGCUGAGCACAAAGGAAAAAGAAAGUAGCAGUUUGCCUGGGCUCUCCGAGCCAGCCUGGGAGACGGCCCCCCAGGCCCAUCCUCCCGCGGGCCUGGACCAUCCGCACACGGUAGGAGCCCGCGGGCCGCCUGAGAGCCCCUUCCCAGCGGUCGCACCCUCUGCCCUGGGCCCGUCCCCUGUGGGAUCACCGGCUUCCACGGGCCUCUCCCUCCCCACCCUGACUGUGCAUCCAAGCGUCAGAGGGACUCCUGGAGGGAAAGGCCGGGGUCUAGGGGUGCUGCUGGAAGGAAAGCGCCCACCAUCACCCACUAAAAGCAGCUCCGGGAGGAUUUCGGACUGUCUGGCCUUCCCCAGUCCCCCCAGACGUUCCCGACCACUGACCUUUGUCCCGGCGGAACCUGGGGCCGCGUGGCGGGGGAGCGGGCCCCCAGCGCACGCGAGCAGGCCCUCGGCCACUGCCGUCCUUGGCGACCGAGGCUCUCCUCCCGCCCCGGGACGCUGGCUUCCGCCCGCCGGGGACCCCCGGGCCCUCGGGGAGGGGAGCGCCCGUCUGACCCGGGAAGACUCCGCAGGAGUUUCGAGGGCGGACGGGGAGGGAGGGGCGAGCUUGCCCUACCCGGGCCGGGGCUGGACUUCCCGGUUUCCGUGUCCUGGGGCACCUGGGAGCGGGCAGGCGUGGGCCCCGCGACCCCGCACGGCCGCCCUCCCCCGCCGGGCCCAACGCCGGCGCACCGACCUCCACGCCGACCGCCGCGUCUGCCAGGCCCCGCGAGCCCUCCGGGCGUGUGGGGGGCCCGAGAGCCCGACCCGCGCGCCACCCCCCGGGCCGCUCCGCGGUCGCCGCGCGCUCCGGGCUCCUCCCGGCGGGGGGUGGGCGGGGCUCGACGAGGGCCCGCCCCGGCUCCGCCCCCUCCCAGGCCCCGCCCCGGAGCGGGUGCCCCGGCACUGCCCCCCGCCCAGGCCCGCCCCGGCCCCGCCCACGGCCCCGCCCCAGAGGACGCCCCGGCACUUCCCCGGCCCCGCCCCCGACCCUGGCCCCGCCCCCAGAGGGUGCCCCCCCCGCGGUCCCGCCCCAGCCCCGCCCCCAGCACUGCCCCCCGCCCAGGCUCGGUCCGGCUCCGCCCCCGGCCUCGCCCAGGCCCCGGCCCAGAGGCUUCAGCUCCUGAGACACCUUGAUGAGGCCUUGCCUGAACCCCUCCCUAGGCCCCAGGACACAGCCUUCCAUCGAAGCGGACAGAGCCGCCCUACUCAUCGCACUAAUGGUCUGACACUCUGGUCUCCCCAGAGUACCGAGCUCCUUGCCUUGGCCUCAUCCAUACCUCUGAACUCCCCAACCCAGUACAGGCCUGGAGAUAGCCUGGGCACUCUGCGAGCCCCUGCUGCCAGGUCAGGACCACCACCCCCUGGGAUCUGCAAGCCCCACCCAGUGCUGUCUGGCACCGUGACCAGAGUCCAGGCCAAGUCUGGAAUGAGAGCAGCCCACGAGGACACACCACCAAGAAAGCAGGACAGAAAAGAGCGCGCCGCUCCGCCAAGGGUUUCUGAGGAAGCCCCUGCCCCAGUGAAGCCGCUGCUCCGGUGGCCAGUGGCCAUCAGCAGACAGUGA
Molecule: messenger RNA, 1665 nt
Organism: Nyctereutes procyonoides (raccoon dog)
Lineage: Eukaryota; Metazoa; Chordata; Mammalia; Carnivora; Canidae
Product: basic proline-rich protein-like
Exons: 5
Coding region: 1-1665 (554 amino acids)
Source: RefSeq, a predicted model, not a curated record